Messenger RNA from Helianthus annuus (common sunflower), 1137 nucleotides. RefSeq lists its product as uncharacterized. The transcript has 5 exons. NCBI's taxonomy places the organism in Eukaryota, Viridiplantae, Streptophyta, Magnoliopsida, Asterales, Asteraceae. The record is from RefSeq and is a predicted model, not a curated record. Bases 1 to 1137 code for a protein of 378 amino acids.
AUGGCGUCAUCAGCUGCACCUGCUCCGGCACACGAUCUUGAGUUUGAUCACGAGGUUGACGAUGAUUUUGAUCCUGUCUUUCCCCCUGGUUUUGAUCCUGACCAGGAUAUCGAGUUCAUUCACUUAGACCAGCCCCUAGAGGAGCCUGUAGCCCCUAUCGAUCCUUUGUUUGAUGAUCCAGCUGAUUUUGAUAUGGAUUUUGUUGACGCGAAGCUUGCUGUGGCCCCAGAGCCAAUCAUUGCUCCUGAUCCUGCAUUAGAACAUGACCCUGAUCCUGUUGUUGCACCUUUUCCUGCUCCUAUGCCGGUGCUGUUCGACCGUGCACCUUUUGCUACUCAUGUAGAUCCACGUUACGCCGACACCCGUAACGGGUGGAUUGAUAACGACGAUGAUUACCCACCUUUUGUGCGACCUGUUACACCACCAGUAGCCCCCGUUUCAGCACCCAUUUCUGCACCCACUGAUAUUCCGUUGUUUCCCCCACACUUCACAGAUGCUCAUCGCACAUAUCUUCAUGUUAUGUUUCUUCAAGACAUACCGCCACCGCGUCCUGGAGGGGGGUCAUCUAGACAGCCGCCUGUCCCUGUUCCACCCAUGAUGUCAUCCCCUUUUCCAUUCGCGUCUCAGUUUCCCACUGUUGUACCACUUACUGCACCAUCCUUCACUCCAUCGAGCGAGCCAUUUCUAUGGACUAUGCCUCCUAUCAUGCCACUGUCUGAUCCGUAUCACCCAUACCAUGUUGGGUAUUCUACAGAGGACAUACUCACAUCAUUGAUGAUACAGCAGGAGGCACUGACCCGUCGCAUACAUGAGCUGGAGAGAGCUCAGCGACCACCUGGCCAUUGUCAGACCCCGUUUGCAGCAUCACACCCUCCGCGUCUACUUUCACCCGAAUCAGACGUCCAUCGCUUGGAGAAGUUGAAGAAGAAACGAGCAGCAAAGGAGUUGAAAAAGGAGAAAGUUGAUGAAGUUAAAAUUACUGAGCAAGUAGUUAAAGAAGAAAAGGUGGUUGAAGUGUUGGAUAAAGAUGAGGAAUAUGAGUCUGGAAAUUCGAGUUCGUCGGCCAACAAUCCAAAGACGUCGGUUAAACGGGCUUACAGUUGUGAUUUGCCGGAGCUUCCAGGUUGGAAAGAGUGA